CUUGGGACCCUUGGACCUUCCAGAAUGAAGCCUAUGUUUUACUUGCCGAACGACUGGUGGUUGUUCUUGUACUAUGUGUUCACCGUGGCUGGGCUAACCAACGUAUUGGUGGGUAUAUUCAAGGGGAGAUCUUAUGAGGGGGUGUCGUACCAAACCUUUUCGGUUUAUGUACUAUGGAGUGUUACAACGUUUACAACUUACUUCUAUCCAGACAUGCGCCUUCCAUCGGAAUUUCAUCUACUCGUAUUAACUGGAGUAAUGUCCAUGUGGAUUACUGCUUUGUACUUUCCUUAUCGGCAAACUUAUCAAAGAAAAUAUGAUAUAAAAUCAUAUGGUGCCUGUAUAUCUUUGAUGAUCAUCAUGCUUUAUUUCUUAGAAAAGGAUUUUUCAAAGGUUCUGGAAUUGUCUGCACUUUCGAUGUCAAUAACACUUCACAUCCCACAAGUCGUAUUAGUGCUCGAAAGCAAGAAAAUUAACCUGUAUAUUUUGGGAUUUCUAAUUCAUCUAUUUUUUGCGAAAAUAUUCUUCCUGUUGCACACAAUAUGUUAUCCAAGAUAUUAUGUAGUUGAUUUAAUCCACGGAAUACUUGGAUUACUAUUGGUCAUAGUCUUCAUCCCCCUAUUUUGGAUCUCUGACCUAAAGUUUGAUAUGAGCCCUUUCAUUGAAAAAGACACUAAAAAUAUCGCCCAGAAUACAAUUAAACUUGAACGAGAAGGCCGACUACACCCCGUGGAUGAUAUUGUGACUGUAGUAAGCCACAAGCAGGUAAUAAUUAAAAAAAAGGUCCAACAAAAACAACAGAACCUUCCAAAGCCUGACUCAGGAAAUGGGGUCCAACAAAAACAACAGGACCUUCCAAAGCCUGACACAGAAAAGGGGGUCCAACAAAAACAACCGGACCUUCCAAAGCCUCACACAGAAAUGGUACUGAAAGUUGUGCCAAUCAAACCAAACGAUUCAAUGGCCUAAAUAUGUAUUUACAGUUUUUGACGACGCGACGACUAGACUAGCGUAUUUGAUGAUGGAUUUUAACAUUAUAAUAUAUAGUGUAUAAUCACAUAAUAUAUCGUACAUUAUAUCGUAGGUUUAAGUUUUGCUUUUUUACUUUGUUAACAAUUAUUGUACAACUUAUACGUUACUAUAAUUAGAUUCUUAUUUGAGUUCCACAGUCGCUAAAUAUUUCAUCCAAAUCUCUAUUAUAUCGGAUUUACUAUCUUCAUCGUAUUUUUAUGAUCCCUGUAAGUCAAAUGAGUCCCUAAUUACACACAAUUACAUAUUUGAAUCUGAGAUCAAAAUAUGAAUUGUAUUUACAGACAUAGAUAUAGACACAGUCCUACAUUCCCUGUAAACGUGGAUUCCAAAAACUUGGUUAUUUUCCUCCAUUUCUGCCGGUUCUUUUCUUUUUCUCUCAAAUCUCAUCGAUUUCGCCAUUUCUUACCCACUCAGUAUUGUUUUAAAAUUUUAGCACUUUGCUUUCCCAUAUCUCUGCUUUUUUCUUUCUUACUUAGGCACCUUUCUACCUUAAGGUGUAAGGCUGGUGGAGUUGAGUUUUGCAUUGUUGUCUCCAUGCUUUCCAAUCUUUUGUUACGUUUCAUACACUUUCCAAUAUCAAUCCUUUCUUCUCGACUUCUUUUCUGAUUUCAUCUACUUUCAUUUACCCUCAUAACUCUAAGUAUUCCUCUCUUUUGUUUUUUCCCUACACCUUCGUUUCAAACAUUUGGUUUGUUAGUCUCUCGUUCGCCAUUCUGCAAACGUGCCUGAACCAUCUAAGUUGUCCUUAUACUAUUUUUUCAUUGAUUGGUUCUAGUUUAAGAACCUCAUUUCCAUAGCAUUGGCCCUGGAUUUUUGUCUCCUCUGUCUUCCCGUCAAUGUACAUGUCUCGAUGCUAUACACGAUUGUUAAUCUAACGACUGCCGUGUUUACCUUCUCAUAUCUUCCGUUUUUACCGUUUUUACCUUCUUAAAUCAUAGUGUUAAAUAAGCUUCUUGCUCAUCCCAUUCUCUCAUUUAUUUCCAUGUCUUGUUUACAAUUUGAUUGAAUUAUUACUCCUAGUUAUUUAAAAUAUUCCACCUGCUUUAGUCGUUUCACGUCUAGUUCUAUUCCGUGUGUCUUCCUCGUAUUUGAAUUUAUUAUUGUUUUUUUUUUCUCUAUAUUUAUUUUCAUAUUUAUGUUUGAUCGUUCUUCUUCUACGAUUUGAAGAUUGUUCUGUAAGUCUUCUCUGUUUUCUGCUAUCAAUAACAUGUCGUCUGCAAAUAGUAGCUCCGAUAGUGUUGAGUCUGUUUCAUUUACCAGUAUCCUAAGGUUACUUUUCUCAUUCUUCUUUUGGCUUUCUUUAUUGCUUCAUCGAGUACCACUGGACUCAACACGCAUCCCUGUUUGACGCCUUGAUUUGUGGUAAAUUCUCUGGAUUCCUCGUUAUUGGUUCCUAAUUGUAUUAUUUUUGUACAUAUCCUUUAUUAAGUCUCUUAUGUUCCUGUUGAUUCCCCUUUCCAUUAAUGUCUUCCUUAUGUCCUUUCUUCGGAUUCUGUCAAACGCCUUCUUCAGGUCGAUGAAGCAUAUAUGUAUCACUCUAUUCUUAUUGCUUAUUUUCUUUUUUCUUUCUGCUGGUUCAUAGUCAACGAUUCUCUGGCAUACAAUAUCACCGUGGGUUUGAAUACUGUCUCGUAAUCAAACAGGUUAUCUGUUCUUGACUCAUCUUUGUUAAUUUUUUGCCUGUCCCUUUACUUUCUUUCCCCGUGUUCUUACUCUUAAAUUCUGACACUUUUUUAAAACUAUAGCCUUUUAAUUUUGAUAUAUUUGUUAUUAUUUGUUAUGUCUGCCCACAUUUCCAUAUGGGUACUGCUUUUUAAUUUGGUUUAUUUUUAGUCUGCUUCUUCGUCAAAUUUCUGGAAAACUUCUAUACCUUAUAAUUUUCGUACUCCGUUAUGUCGCCUUUUUAUAGACCGGACAAAUAAGAACGCUAUUCCAUUGUUUGGACAUUUCUUUGUUUUGGCAAACUGCUAAUGUCAAGAGGAACACUCUUUCUUCCAGUCUUUCGCCCCCUUCUUUAAAAAUUGCAGAUAAGAUACCACAUUUCUCCUGCAGUUUUGAUAUCACUAAGGUGUCUAAUUAUUCCUUUAACUUCAUUCAAAAGUGAUUCCUCUCACGCCCCUUCUUCAUAUUGUUGUAAAUUUUUAUUUCCCUCUAGUUCCUCUUGUUAGUCUGUAUUUAGCAGAUCUUCGAAAUACUCCGCUCAUCUGUUUAAUUUUUCUGUGGUUUGUCCUAGAAGUAAAUCUUCUUUAUUUCUGCGAUACUUUGUAUUAUUCUUUUUAGAUUCGCUGAAUUUUUUAACUUCAUGGUAGAAAUUCUUUUACCCUUUUUUGUGUGGGGUUUCUAUGGUUUUCAAUGAUUUUUUUCUAGCUUUCUGCAAAUUUUCCUAAUUUCUCUUCUUCUAACCACAUAGUUUUCGAUCGCAUUUUGAGUAUUUUCUCUGGGUUACAGAAAUACCUUGCUGAAAUAUCUUUACCAGGACUUCUUUUUCAACUCCUUUUAGUUACUUUAUACUUCACUGGAUGAUUUAUUUUCGGUGUUUUGUUAUCAAUUAAUACAAUAUUCAGACAUACCCUAAUAAAUUCAGUGUGACAAUAAUUGUUUAAUAAGGUUUUGUAUAUAAUCAGCUUUUUUAAAUUUAUAUAUACCAUAAUAUAUCCAUAUUAUGUAUUAUUGUAUAUACCUACACAUGACCAUUUUAUAUUUACCCAUAUUAAUAUUUUGUACAUAUUAUGCUAGUCAAAAUACAAUAAUAUCUUUUUAUAAAAAAUACGCUGAUUGUCCAAAUUGUGCAGUAGAAUCAAGAUGAAUAAUUUUGAUAAUAAUACUGAUAUAUGACAAUAUUUUCACUAAUUUUUAUUAUUUCUGUUAAACUUAAAACUUGAUUUCGACAAAUUUUUUUUGGUAAUAUGUAUUUUUCUUUUUGGGGCCAUCAUUACAUACUCGAUAUUAUUACAAAUUAAGUGUUUCGACUAGCACUAGAAUAGUAUUCUUUUAUUUUUAUUAUAUCAUAUAUCAUAUUAUAUAUUUUAUUUUUAGUUUUAUUAUCCUAUCACUAUAUAUCAUAGAUUUAAGUUUUGGUUUUUUACUCUAUUAACAAUUAUUGUACAACUUACCUUCUUCUUCUUCAUGUGCCGUGCUCGAUUAUUGAGCGUUGGCUAUCAAAUUGCCUAUAGUAAUUUUGUCGACGGCAGCUCGGAAAAGUGAUGCAGAGGAUCAAAUCUGUUAAACCAUUCUCUGAGGUUUUUAAACCAUGACGUUCUUCUUCGACUUGGCCCCCUUCUUCCGUGCAACUUAAACUUUACUAUAAUCAGGUUCUUAUUUCCUUGCCAAAAUCGCCACAUAUUUCAUUCAAACCCCUUGGUGUAUCGGCUUUACUAUUAUUGUAAUUCUCUUUACCUCUCUGUGAGUCUAAUUCGUUCCUAAUUACACUCGAUUGUAAAUUUGAAUCUGAGAUCAAAAUACUGAUUAUUGUAUUUAAAUAUAUAGAACAGUGCUAUAGACCUUGCUUCCAAAAUAUUGGUUAUUUACCUUCAUGUUUUCCAGUCCCUUGGUUUUUAUCCCCUUCAUUAAUCUUUUAUCUAUUUGUUUUGUCCGUAUCUUUUUGCCUCUUCUUCAAAUUUCUUGAAGAUUUUUCUAGAGGUUUAUUCAUUAUCGGGAAGGGUUUUUAGAUUACUCCUAAAUAGUCCUGAUCAUCAUUAAUGGGGUUACAACUCUUCGUGAGUCUUUGCCGCGUUUGCUAUUGCCUUCCAUGUUUGUCGGUCCUGUGCCACUAAAUCUCAUUGUCUCACUCCUAUAUUCUACAGAUCGUCUUUGACUGCAUCUUUCCACCUUUUUCUAGGCGUCAUAUAGACCUUCUUCCAUCUAGCCUUUCCCAGAACACAUUGUUUAUAAGGCGAUUGUCGUUACUGCGUAUCACAUGCACUUCCCAUCUAGGUAAGUCUAUUGGACUUUAUAUAUCUGAAUAGAUAUUCGUUUCCGUUAUUGUAUCUGCGCCUCCAUUCGUUUGUCACGCUAUCUCUGCAAGGGCCAUAUAUCAUUCGAAGGAUUUGACGUUCCCACACCAGCCAUUUAUUUACUUUUCUUUUUGUUAGCGUCCAUGUUUCGCUUCCAUACGCAACUGCUGGUCGUAUUAUGGUCUUAAAUAUCUGGGUUUUUGCACCUAGUGAAGGAAGUUUUGACUUCAUUAGAUGUUUCAUUACAAAGAAGGUUCUGUUUCCUGCCAUUAUUCGCGUUUCAACUUCUCGCUCUAUUUUGUUGUCAUUUGUGAUUGCAAGAUAUUUAAAUUCUUUAACCAUAGUGCUAUUAUACCUUUAUAGUUCCCGCUCCCUGAUUUGUCACCUUUUUUGUAGAUCAGAAAAAUACGAGCGCUAUUCCACUCUAUCGGCAUUUCUUCCUUUGGCAAAACUGCUAAUAUUAAGCGGAAUAUUCUUUACUUCAGUCUUUUGCCACGUUCUUUUAAAUUUUUAUCUGAGGUACCACUUUGUAAUAUAACAUUCAUUAAAAUAGGACGGCUGCGUUGGAUGGGACAUGUAGAAAGAAUGGAAGAAGGCGAAAUACCAAACAAAAUAUUCAAACAGAUGCCAGUAGGAAAAAGAACAAGAGGAAGACCGAAGCUGAGAUAUUUAGAACAAAUAGAAAAUGAUAUAAAAACCUUAAAAAUAAAAAACUGGAGAAAAAAAGUACGAAACAGAUCAGAGUGGAGAAGAAUCCUGGAACAGGCCAAGACCCAGAAAGGGCUGUCGAGCCAAUGAUGAUGAUGAUGACCACUUUGUAAUUCCGCUCAUAUAUGUUUAAUUCUUUUUAAUUUUUAUUUGAUUUUAAAUUCCCAAUACUUCAGUGCCGUACAUCAUAUUUAGUUUCACAUUGACCAUGUUGCUGAAAUUACUACCAUUUUGGCAUUUUGGUAGCACAUUAAGAAAUACCCUAAUAAAUUCAGUGUGACAAUAAUUGUUUAAUAACAUAUUCUAUAUAAUCAGCUUUUUUGUGUGUAAAUAUGUACAUACAUAAAAUAUAUUUUAACCAUUUUAGAAUAAGGUAUUCUAUAAUCAGUUUUUUUAUAUUUAUACAUACCAUAUAACCAUAUAUCCCUAUAUAUAAUAAUAUAUCCCUAUACAUAACAAUUUUAUAUUUAUCCAUACCAAUAUUUUGUAUAAUAUGCUGGUCAAAACACAAUAUCUUCUGAAUGCUGAUUGACCAAAUUGCACAAUAGAUGAUCAAAAUGAAUAAUUUUGAUAGUAAUGAUAAUAUUUACACUAUUUUUUAACGACGAUCAUUGCCGCUAUACUUUUAAACUUGAUUUCCACAAAUUUUUUCCAGGAAUGUUUUUCUUUCUAUAGCGAUCACUACUCAUUAUAAUAUUUUAACAUUUUUUACCGAUUUGCUCUUACAAAACUACAAAUUCCUGGAAGAGUGUUUCGACUAGCGCUAGAAUAGUGUUUUUGACAGUUCUUGAUGACGAUUUGUGCAUUUUAGAACCGAGUUGACAAAAUUAUUGUACAUCAUAUGUUUAACAAUAUAUAUAUAUAUAUAUAUUCUAUAUAAUCAGCUUUUUUGUACAUAUGUAUCUACAUACAUAAAAUAUAGCCAUAUAUAUUUUAACCAUUUUAGAAUAAGGUAUUCUAUAAUCAGUUUUUUAUAUUUAUACAUACCAUAUAACCAUAUUAUAGUAUAUUAUAUAUCUCUACACAUAAUAAUUUUAUAUUUAUCACUAUCAAUAUUGUGUAUAUGUUAGUCAAAACACAAUAUCUUCUGAAUGCUGAUUGACCAAAUUGCACAAUAGAUUCAAAAUGAAUAAUUUUGAUAGUAGAAUUGAUAAUAUUUUCUCACUAUUUUUUAACGACGAUCAUUUCCGCUAUACUUUUAAACUUGAUAUCCACAAAUUUUUUCCAGGAAUUUUCCAGGAAUUUUCUUUCUGGAGCGAUCACUACUCAUUACAAUAUUUUAACAUUUUUUACCGACUUGCUCUUACAAAACUACAAAUUCCUGGAAGAGUGUUUCGACUAGUGCUAAAAUAGUGUUCUUGAUGACGGUUUGUGCAUUUUAGAACCUAGUUGACAAUUAUUGUACAUCAUAAUAUGUUUAACAAUAUAUUAUAUAUUCUAUAUAAUCAGCUUUUUUGUACAUAUGUAUGUACAUACAAUAUAGCCAUAUAUAUUUUAACCAUUUUAGAAUAAGGUAUUCUAUAAUCAGCUUUUUUAUAUUUAUACAUAAUAUAGUACCAUAUUAUAGUAUAUUAUAUAUCUCUACACAUAAUAAUUUUAUAUUUAUCACUAUCAAUAUUGUGUAUAUGUUAGUCAAAACACAAUAUCUUCUGAAUGCCGAUUGACCAAAUUGCACAAUAGAUUCAAAAUGAAUAAUUUUGAUAGUAAUAUUGAUAGUAUUUUCACUAUUUUUUAACGACGAUCAUUGCCGCUAUACUUUUAAACUUGAUAUCCACAAAUUUUUUCCAGGAAUUUUCCAGGAAUUUUCUUUCUGGAGCGAUCACUACUCAUUACAAUAUUUUAACAUUUUUUACCGACUUGCUCUUACAAAACUACAAAUUCCUGGAAGAGUGUUUCGACUAGCGCUAGAAUAGUGUUCUUGAUGACGAUUUGUGCAUUUUAGAACGUAAUUUACAAUUAUUGUAUUAUACAUUAUGUUUAACAAUAUAUUAUAUAUUCUAUAUAAUCAGCUUUUUUGUACAUAUGUAUCUACAUACAUACAAUAUAGCCAUAUAUAUUUUAACCAUUUUAGAAUAAGGUAUUCUAUAAUCAGCUUUUUUAUACUUUUAUACAUACCAUAUUUACCAUAUUAUAGUAUAUUAUAUAUCCCUAUACAUAACAAGUUAAUAUUUAUCCAUAUCAAUAUUUUGUAUAUGCUAGUCAAAACACAAUAUCUUCUGAAUGCUGAUUGACCAAAUUGCACAAUAGAUGAUCAAAAUGAAUAAUUUUGAUAGUAAUGAUAAUAUUUUCACUAUUUUUUAACGACCAUCAUUUCCGCUAUACUUUUAAACUUGAUUUCCACAAAUUUUUUCCAGGAAUGUUUUUCUUUCUGGAGCGAUCACUACUCAUUAUAAUAUUUUAACAUUUUUUACCGAUUUGCUCUUACAAAACUACAAAUUCCUGGAAGAGUGUUUCGACUAGCGCUAGAAUAGUGUUUUUGACAGUUCUUGAUGACGAUUUGUGCAUUUUAGAACCGAGUUGACAAAUAUUCCUCAUCAUAAUGUUUAACAAUAUGUAUAUAUAUAUAUAUAUAUAUAUAUAUCAUUAUACAUAUCAUAGAUUUAAGUUUUGCUUUUACUUUGUUAAUAAUUAUUGUACAGUGUAUACGUUAUGGUAAUAAGGUUUUUAUUUUUCCUUUCAACAAUCGCUAAAUAUUUCAUCCAAACUUGCUGGUAUACCGGCUUUACUAUCAUCAUCGUAAUUGCCUUUCCUAUUUGCAGGUACUAUCAUCAUCGUAAUUGCCUUUCCUAUUUGCAGGAAAAAAUCUUUCCUAAUUACACUCGAUUACCAAUUUCAUCUAAGAUCAAAAUACCAAUUGUAUUUAUAGACACCAGAGCUACAGGCCUCGUACCACAGGAUUCCAAAUACUUGGCUAUAUUCCUCCAAUGUUUCCAGUUCUUUUUUCUCCAAUCUCUAAGGCGUAUCAUUAUUUUCUUCUAUUUUCCCAUUUCUCUCUUCUUCAGUAUUGUUUUAACAUUUGACCGCCUUUCUUUCUCAGAUCUCUAGUUUCUUUUCUUCCCGUUAGUUCAUAAUACUCGUUUCAUACAAACAUCACCAUGGGUCCGAUUACUGUCUUGUAGACUCACAGUUAACUGUUCUCGAUACAUUUAUUGCUUUCAGUAUUACUUUUAAUGACCCUACGGCUCUGUCCCCCUUCUUCUUUUGCAGAUCUGUAGAUAUUUUGUCUACGUCGUUUGUCCGUAUCUUUUUAAGUAUUUACCUCUUUUUUAAGUAAGUUACAGGCUACUUCUAAUAGUUAGUUAUUUUCUUCUUUUGCAGAUCUGUAGAUAUUUUGUCUACGUCGUUUGUCCCUAUCUUUUUAAGAAUUUAUCUCUUUUUUAAAUUUACUUAAAAAAGAGAUAAAUGCUUAAAAAGAUACGGACAAACGAAGUAGACAAAAUGUCUACAGAUCUGAAAAAGAAUAGUAGUUAUUAAUAGUUACUACUAGAAGUAGCCUCUAUCUUACUUAAAAAAUAGAUAAAUACUUAAAAAUAUACGGAGAAACAACGUAGACAAAAUAUCUACAGAUCUUCAAAAGAUGAAGGGGGACAGAGCCGUAGGGUCAUUAAAAGUAAUGCUGAAAACAGAAAAUGCAUCAAAAACAGCUAAAAACUGUGAAGAAAAGAGAAUAACUGUUAUUUUCUUGGUCACUUAUUAUUUCUCAUCUCAUCUUUCAAAGUUAUUUACUCGCACGUCCCUUCUUCAUAUUCUUGUCAAUUCUCAUUUUCCUCUAGUUCCUUUUGUUAGUCUAUUUUUUUUAAGUUUUCCGCCCAUUUAUUUCAUUUUUCUGUCGUGUCUCCCAGAAGUAAGCCUUUUGUGUUUUUGCAAUACUUUGCAUUAUUUUUUUUUCUCUGGAUUUUUUAAAUUUGUGGUAAUAAUGUUUGACACUUUGUAUAUGUGGGCUUUAUGUUUUUCAAUUGUUUUUGAGCUGUUCUCUUUUCUUCUUUCUGCCAAUUCGUCUAAUUACUCUUCUUCUAACCACAUAUUUUUUGAUCGUAUUUUGAGUAUUUUCUCUUUAUUACAGACAUAACUUGCUUAUAUCUUUCACCAGAUCUUCUUUUGCUACUCCUUCCAGUUAUUUUACACUCUUUAUAUUGGAUGAUUUAUUUUCGGUGUUUUAUCAUCAAUUAAUAAUUAUUGGUAACUUAUUCAGAUGUACCAACCUAACAAAUUCAGUAUGACAAUAACUGAUUAAUAAGGUAUUGUAUAUAAUCAGCUAUUUAUAUUUAUACAUACCAUAUAUUAUAUUAUAUUAUAUUAUAUAUUAUACCUAUACAUAACCACUUUCUAUUUAUCCACAUGUAUAAUAUUUUGUAUAAAUAUGCUAGUCAAAACACAAUAUCUCCUUCACGCUGAUUGUCCAAAUUGUACAAAGGAAUCAAAAUGAAAAAUUUUGAUCAUGUACUGACAAUUUUUUCACUAUUUUUUAACAUCACUUCCGCUACACGUUAAAGUUGAUUUCGGCAAAUUUUUUUCAAGAAUAUUUUCCUUUCUAGACUGAUCAUUAUUCUUUGUAAUGUUUCACAUUUACUACCGUCUUGUUCUCACUAAACUAAAAAUUCCUGGAAGUGUGUUUCGACUAGCACUAGAAUAAUGUUCUUGACAGUUAGAACCGAGUUCACCAUUAUUGUACAUCAUAUUAUAAUUGACAAUAUGUAUAUAUCAUUAUCAUAGAUUUAAGUUUUGCUUUUUACUUUGUUAACAAUUAUUGUACAACUUAUACGUUAUGAUAAUAAGUUUAUUAAUUCUUUUCAACAAGCGCCAAAUAGUUCAUCCAAUCUUCCUGGUAUAUCGGCUGUACCAUAAUAAUCCUAAUUUUCUUUUCUCUCUGUAAGACAAAUCUUUUCCUAAUUUUAUUCGAUUACAAACUUGAUCCGAGAUCAAAAUACAAAUUGUAUUUACAGGCAACAGAGCUACAGGCCUUGUAUCCUGGCUUCCAAAACCUUGGUUAUGUUCCUCAAUUGUUUUCGGUCCCUUGUUUUCCUUCCAAUUUCUCAGGCGUAUUUUUGACAAGUCUUACUUUACUGCUUUCGACCAUUUCUUCUUUGGACGUUCUCUUCUUUUUUCCCAUUUCUCCCUCCUUCAUUAUUGUUUUAACAUUUGAGCACCUUUUUUACCAAAUCUCUAGUUUCCUUUCCUCCUGCUAUAAUUUAUUUCACGUUAAGAAUAGAACAUUGCGAAGAUAUCCCCAUGCAUUUGUUAUGAAUGAUAGAAGCGCGCCGAUACCACGCCGUACUGAUUAAAAUGAAUCAUAUAUCGGCAGUCGAGUAGCCACCCGUGCCCGAGAGGUUUGUCAACACUGAUCUCCAAAAGCGUAACGUUCUAUUCUUAACGUGAAAUAAAGUAUAGUUCAUAAUCUACAUUUCAUACAUACAUUACCAUGGAUCUGAUUACAGCCUCGUAGACUCACAGUUCUCAGACCCACUGAUCUUGAUACAUUUCUUGCUUUUAGUAUUACUUUUAAUGACCCAACGGCUCUGUCCCCCUUCUACUUUUGUAGAUCUGUAGAUAUUUUGUCUACGCUUUUGGUCUGUAACUUUUUAAGCAUUUAUAUCUUUCUGAAGUAUUUUAUAGGCUAGUUUUAAUAGUUAUUUUCUAGGCCUCUUAUUAUUUAUUUAACUUCAUUCAAAGUUGGUUCCUCGUACGUCCCCUCUUCAUAUUCUUGUAAAUUUUCAUUUUCCGCUAGAUCCUCUUGUUAUUCUAUAUUUAACAGAUUUUCGGAUGUACCCAGCCCAUCUGUUUAAUUUUUCUGUUGUUUCUCCUAGACCUAAAUCUUCUUAGUUUCUGCAAUACUUUGUAUUAUUCUUUUUAGUUUCUCUGGAUUUUUUAACAUCGUGGUAGAACUUCUUAACCUCUUUGAAUAUGUAGGAUUUUUUGAUUUUCAAUUAUUUUACUAGCUGUUCUCUUUUCUUCUUUCUGCAAAAUCUUUUAAAUCCUUUUCUGCUAAUCACAUAUUUUCCGAUAGUAUUUGAGUAUUUUCUCUGUUGUACAGAUAUAACUUCUUUUUCUACUCCUUUCAGUUACUUAACACUCUUCAUAUUAGAUGCUUUUUGUUCGGUGUUUUGGCAUCAAAUGGUACCUACCGUAUUCAGAUAAACCAACCAAAUAAAUUCUGUGUGACAAUAAUUGUUUAAUAAAGUAUUCUAUAUAAUCAGAUUUUUAUAUUAAUACAUACUAUAUAUACAUUAUACAUAUUAUAUAUUUUUUAUAUAUAACUUAUACAUAAACAUUUUAUAUUUAUCCAUAUUAUGUAUAUGCUAGUCAAAACACAAUAACUUCUGUAUGCUGAUUGUUUAAAUUGUACAAUAGAACCAAAAGGAAUAAUUCUGACGAUAAUAUUUUCACUAUUUUUAACAUCAUUUCUGCUAUAAUUUAAUUUUCAUUUCGACAAACUUUUCUCAGGAAUAUUUUAUUUAUGGAGAUUUUACAAUUUUUACCAUCUGGCUCUCACUAAACUACAAAUUCCUGUAAAUGUGUAGCGACUAGCACUAGAAUAGUGUUUUUGACAGUACUUGACGACGCAUUUGAUAACGGAUUUUGACACUAUAUUAUAUCAUAUUAUUAUGUUUGACAUUAUUUAUCAUUAUAUAUCAUAGAUUUAAAUUUUGCUUUUUUACUUUGUUAACAAUUAUUGUACACCUUAUAGGUUAUUAUAAUAAGGUUCUUGUUUCCUUUAUACAAUCGCCAAAUAUUCCAUCCAAACUCAUUGGUAUAUCGGAUUUACUAUCAUCGUAAUUUUGUUUACCUUCCUGAAAUUCUCUCUCUCUGAACUUUUUCCUAAUUAUACUCGAUUACAUAUUUGUAUCUUAGUUCAAAAUGUUAAUUGCAUUUACAGCCAUAAUUUUCUUAACUGUCUUUUACCAGGUUUUGUUUCCUGCUCUAUCCAGGUACUUUACAUCCUUCUUAUUACAUGGGUUUUUUCGGCGUUGAACUAUCUCAGCCUAUCCUCUCUCGUGUUGACAUCUUUACUCCGAACAAUAUUUACUCCGAACAAAUUUUUUAAAAAGCACUGGAUGAAGCAAAUGAAGGCAAAAAAAUCAAUGGAGAAUUGACAAAUAACAUCCGAUAUGCGAACGAUACAGUGGUACUUGCCAGAGUAGUAUCGAUGAACUGCAGUAUCUUAUGGACAGGGUACAAAGAGCGAGUGCAGAAAGAGGACUUAACCUCAACAUAAAUAAAACAAAAUGGAUGCUGGUCAGCAAAACUCGAAAACAUGCCAGACAAUUGAAAAUUAAAAAACCAAUUAAUUGAACACGUUGACUCGUAUAUAUACCUUGGAACAGUUGUCAACUGGAAAUGGGAUCAAACAACCGAAAUACGAUCUAGAAUUAAAAAGGGCAAAGCAACAUUUAACAACAUGAGAAAUAUAUUCACCCAUUCCGACAUAUCUCUCACACCAAAAAUACGGCUGCUAAAAUGCUAUGUAUUUCCAGUCUUGCUGUAUGGACACUAACGGAAACAUUAAUGAGGAAGCUGGAGGCAUUCAAAAUGUGGGUGUAUCGACGUAUACUCAAAAUAUCCUGGACGACUCACACCACCAACGUAAAGGUAUUGCGCCGAAUGGGAAAACAAAAAGAAAUCUCUUUCACAAUUAAAAAACGGAAACUUGAAUUCCUCGGUCAUAUUAUGAUACAUGAUAAAUAUCAUAUACUCCAACUGUUUAUAUAGGGUAAAAUAGAAAGCAAACGAGGACCCGGCAGAAGAUGACACUCAUGGCCAAAACUUACGCCAAUGGUUUGGACUAACAUCGAUCGAGUUAUUCAGAAACGCCGCAAACAAAAUUAAAAUUGCUAUGAUGAUAGCCAACGCAACGUCCGCAACGGACAAGACACAUGAAGAAGAAGAUGGAAGUCUUUUCUUUCAUUUUUCAUAUUCUGCACUAUGGUUCACUUUCCUUACCUAGUUUUUUGGAUAGAACUUUUCUUAAACGACACGUUCAGUCACCAUUUCCGUGAUCGUUUUAUUCUCUCGUUUUUUGAGGUUCAUCAAAUUUUUCGAGGGUUUUUGUUAUCAAUAUUCUUGAUUAUCUUCUAAGUAUUGAUUUGCCCUUAAAUGAGUCUCCAUUUUUUAUGAUUCCUUAUAAAGGGACGAUUCCGAACAAUACCGCAAACUGCAAACCGCAGACCGCAGCGACAGACCUACUGGUUCAUAUGGUUUCUUAUGAGCUGUAUGUCGAGUAGAGCGGCACUGUCGCCGCCGCACGCAGAACGUCGCCACCGCAGACCGCAGUACUCCACCAGAAUCAGUAGUGUCGCCGACCGCAGAGCGACAACACGUAUUUUUGCUGUUUCCAAAUUGACUGAAAAGUGAAAAGAAUUGAAUUUCUUUUGAAAAUGAGUAUUUCAAAUGAAGAAUAAGAGCAAUAAUUAAUUAAUUUUGUACCAAAAUAUUAAAGAUAUUUACGACGCAGGAUUCCUUCAAAUUGUCUAUUUUUAAAUAGAGACUUAGUUGACUUCCUUUUUCUUUUAUAAUGCAAAAGUAAAAGAUCGUCGUCAUCUUCUUCUUCCAUAAAAUGAUAUAACAUUAAUUCAUCGCUGUUCGUUGCGUCUGACAUCCUACUUAUACGAUUUUUAAUACAAAUUAUACUAUUAUAAAUUCCCAUCGUGCAAUGCUGCUGUCGCUAUUAUGUAGAUUCCGUGCAGUUCUGCUCUGAAUUGGCCUGACCGCAGAAGACACUGUCGCUGCAGUCUGCGGUUUGCGGUCUGCAGUGUGCAGCCACUUUCGGAAUCGUACCUUUAGCCACUUCUAAACCUCGUUUCCUGUAGCAUAUUUAGUAAUGCCACAGAAUGAUUUUGGGCCCACAAAACCUUGUUUUGCAAAAAAAUCUGUUCUUUCAUUCCUAUUCCCUUCAUGAUCUUUUUCUUUACGUGCCAUCUCCGUGACAAGGUUGGCAAUCAUCAUGGCCAUUCUGAUCUUAGAUGCUGCUGCUCUGAGUAGAUCGAUUGAUGUGCAUCCGUACCAUUCCCUCAAGUUACGCAACCAUGAGAUUCUUCUCCUUCCUACACUUCUCGUGCCCUGGAUUUUCUCUUGUAUAAUUAAUUGAAGUAUGUUGUAUCUCUUAUUACGCAUAACAUGUCCCAGGUAAUGCAGCUGUCGUAUCUUGAUGGUUUACAAUAUUUCCAUUCUUUUGUUGACUCUUCUCACGACUUCUUUGGUUGUUACAUGCUCGGUGCAUGAUAUCUUCAGGAUUCUUCUAUACACCCACAGUUCAAAUGCUUCCAACUUUUAGUAGUCGAAGCAUUAAGUGUCCAUGCUUCUAUCCCGUAAAGCAGAGUCGAGAAAAUAUAAUACUUUGUCAGCCUACUAAGUCUAAUUUCAGUUCUAAUGCACAAAAUUCCUUUAUCAUUUUAUUGAAGAUUGUUCGUGCUUUCUCUAUUCGAACUUUGAUUUCUUUGGAGUAAUCAUUUGUGUGAUUAAUUAUUUGCCAUCAUAUUUGCAGUUUUCAACUUGUUUUAAAAUUUUACCUUUAAUUGUCAGGCUUUCAUCAUUAUUUUGGGUUUUUGUGAUCCUCAUAAAUUUAGUUUUCUUGAUGUUUAUGAUAAUCCAUAUUCUUCUCCAUACUUUGUUGCAUUGACCUUUAUUCCUGCUGUUUCUCCCUCAAGAGGUCUUUUCAUAAUUUCUUCAGAGUAUGCAUUGAACAGUAGUGGUGACAAUACACACCCCUAUCGCACUCGUCUUUUAAUUUCGAACUCUUCUGAAGUUUGAUGACCCGGCACCCAUAUUAAAGACACUAUCUUUUGCCAGCUUGUUGAUGACAUCUUUGCAGUUCCUCACCAAUUUUGAUUUUUUGAGUCAGUUGCGCAUUUCUUACUUAUUUUUGUUUCUUAAAUUCCCAACACUUAAGGACGUUACAUCAUAGCUAGUGCCACGGUGAUAGUGUUAAUGAAAUUACUUCCAUUUUGACCUCAAUUGGUACCAUAUUCAGAUUUACUCUAAUUCCUUUUUAUUUCCUGAUUAGUAUAGAUUUAAUAAACUCUCCUAUACAACAUUUACCCGAGUAUUAAAAUAUAUUCUUCUUCUUCUUUUUGUGUAGACAUGACCCUGUCUGUUUUUUCAAUGUGCCUCCAGUAAGUUGCCAUUCCAUCGUUUUCGUGAUCUUCAAACUUAUCGUCUCCCUUAGUACUCUAUUUGUUGUGAUUCGGCUUAUGUGGUCGUUCCAUUCUACUAUUCUGUUUUUUACCCAGUUAUUAAUGUUGUCUACCUUGCAUCUCCGUCGUAUAUCUGCACUUCUUCUUCUUAAAGUUCCAUCUCAUAUCGGAGGUUGGAUAUCAUAAUGGCUAUGGUCACUUUGUUGGCUGCUGCUCUGAACAGUUGUAAUGAACUACCGUUAAACCAUUCUCAAGGUUAAUCAGCAAGGAGACGCUUCUUCUUCCUAUGCUUCUUCUUCCUUGGAUCCUUCCUUGCAUAAUAACUCUCAGCAACUCAUAUUUUUCUCCUCUGGUAAUGUGAUCCAAAUAUUCCAGUUUUCUUGUUUUUAUACUGUUCAUAAUUUCUAACUCCUUAUUUAAACGUGGUAGCACUUCAACAUUGGUAAUCCUUUAAACCCACUGAAUUUUCAAUAUUCUUCUGUAAGACCACAUUUAGAAAGCUUCUAUUUUUCUUAUGUGUUGUUUCUUCGAUGUCUAAGCUUCCAUUCCGUAUAGUAAUAUAGAAAAUAUGUAGCAUCUUAGAGCACUCAAUCUGAGAGGCAACUAAAGGUCUUUGUUUGUAAGCAGUGUCUUCAUUUUUAUAAAUGCUUGCCUUGCAGUUUCAAUUCGGACUUUAAUUUCUUGACUUUGGUCAUUUUUGGCAUCAACACAGGUUCCCAGAUAUUUGUACAUAUUUACUUUUUCUAUUUGGGUUUGCUCUAGUAUUUAUCUUUCAUUUCCAUAUUGUGUUUUUGAGACAAUCAUAAAUUUAGUUUUUUUCUUGUUUAUUUUUCUGCACUUCUAGCUCUAUUCCAAUAUAUCCGUUCUUUAUUUGACCAUUGUUUGUCAUUGCACUUAUCUAUCUAAACAAUCUCGUCUCAGUCAAAUGUAUUUCUUUUCUGCUUCAUAUUGAUUUCUUUGAGACUCCUCAAUUUUGGUCGUAAAACCUUUGUACCAUACAUACUUUAUUUUUUACAUUAAACUCUGAGACCUGUGGCUUAAACGAAUGCUGUUUCCUGAUCAGUAGUUUUAAGCUCCCUCUGGUUCAAUCCUAAGAUGGCCAGCGGAUUCCCGCUUCAUAUAACUUAUAUUAGCAUUGCAAUGAGAUAGGGUGUGAAUAGGAUUCUCUUCUUCCAUUUCGCAUUUUCUGCAUUAUGAUUCACCCUCCAUACCUAAUUUGUAGAUUUGUUUUCUUAAACGACACUGUCCUCGGUUUUAAUCUCUCGUUUAGCGAGGUUAUUUUCUUAGUCUGGAUUUGCCCUUGAGUGGCUCUCCAUUUCUUUUCAUGAUUCUUUAUCAGCCAUUUCUAAACCUUAUUUUUUUAGCAACUUUAGUGAUGCCACAGAAUGGUUCUAUGCUUAUAAAUCUUUCUCUCAAGAAACAAAGCUUUGCCUUGUUUUACCAACAAAUCAGCUCGAUCAUUCCAUCCUAUCCAUAAUAAAGACACCUUAUUAUCUUUUGCCAGUUUUUUAAAGAGAUAUGCAGCUCCUCUGUAGUUUUUUCAUAAUGUAUGAGCUACGUACUUCAUGUUUUUAUUUGUUUUAAAUCCAUAUACAUAACUUCAGUAAAGUGCACAACUAGUUGUUACUCUGACCAUGCUGAUGAUAUUUUUCCCAUUUUGGCAUCAAUUGGUAUCAUAUUGAGACCUACCACCCUAAUAAAUUCUUCAUCAUCAAUGACGUUACAACUCUUUGUGAAUCGUUGCCGCGUUUACUAUUGCCCUCCGUGUUUGUAGGUUCUGUGCCACUAAUUCCCAUUGUCUCACUCCCAUUUUCUACAGAUCUUCUUUGACUGCAUCUUUCCACCUUUUUCUAGGCGUCAUAUAGACCUUCUUCCAUCUGGUCUUUACCAGAACACAUUGUUUAUAAGGUGCUUGUCGUUACUGCGUGUAACAUGCCCUGCCCAUGUGAGUGUAUUGAUCUUUAUGUAUCUGACUAGAUUUUUCUUUCCGAAUAGAGACUCUAACUCGUUAUUGUAUCUGCGUCUCCAUUCGUUUGUCACGCUGGCUCUGCAAGGGCCAUAUAUCAUUUGAAGGAUUUUACAUUCCCACAACAGCAAUUUAUUUACUUCUCUUUUUUUAGCGUCCAUGUUUCGCUUCCAUACGCGACUGCUGGUCGUAUAGUAUUAUGGUCUUAUAUAUCUGGAUUUUUGCACCUCGUGAAAGAAGUUUGGCUUCAGUAGAUGUUGCAUUGCAAAAAAUGAUCUGUUUCCUGCCAUUAUUCGCGUUUUUCGCUUUAUUUUGUUGUCAUUUGUGAUUGUUGCUCCUAGAUAUUUAAAUUCCUUAACCAAUUCGAAGUUAUGACCGUUUAUAGUAAUGUUUUGCCUUACUCGCCAUCGUUGUUGUUUUGAGACGACCAUCUAUUUUGUUUUGGCUACAUUUAUUUUAGACCGAUGUUUAAGCAGCUUCUUCAAAGCUCCAGAAAAUCUCAUUAACAUCUAAUGUUGAUUGUGCCACUGAUUGUAUGAUUUUUACUCCCCGAGCAGUUAUGUCUGGUUUGAUUUUUGGAUAAAUUUUUCGCAUGGCAUAUUCUAGGGUUAAACAACAAUGGGGACAAAGGAUCUCCCUGUCUCAGUCCAGAAUUUAGGCAGAAAGCAUUUGAUAUUUUCCCCCUAUUCUAACUUGUGCAAAGGAGUUACUUACACACGUUUGUGUUACCGUAGUUAGUCUCUUGGGUACGCCGAUCUCGAUCAUUGCCUUCCAUAAUGUGUUCCACUAAUAAAUUCAGCAUUACAAUAAUUGUUUAAUAAGGUAUUCUAAAUAAUCAGCUGUUUUAUAUUUAUACAUAUAUGUUUUAUAAAAUAUACAUACAUUAUGAUAUUUUUUAAGUACUUAUAACUUCUUUGUAUAUGCUAGUCAAAAGAAAAUAUCUUCAGCACCCUGAUUAUCCAAAUUGUGCAAUAUAAUCACAGGUUUUGUAGAAGUGAUCAAUAUUUAUUAUAAUAUUCACUUGUUUUUACAAUUUUACUCGUACUGAGCCACAAUUUGCUGGAAGUGUCUUUCGACUAGCAACAGAGUAAUAUUUUAGAGAUAAGUUAACUCGAAAAAUAUCUUACGACAUUCAAGAAAAUUACACCCAUCCUAUUUAUUCAAGUCACUUGAAAACUGCUAAAAUACCUUAGAGAAACCUUUGCCAUUUGUGAUCUUUGUUUAUCAGAAAAUACACACUAAAAAACAUUUUCACUUGAAAAGCUAACCUUUUAGCUACGCGAAAAUAUACCAAAUAACAAAAAUGUUGCCGAAAUAUAACAUCAGCUAUUUUAGGUACCUACACCUUUUUCGUCGUAAGAUAAGCAAUCGAGUUUUAGUUUUAAUUACUACAAUUAUUAUUUUUAAUUUUUAUUAUUAUAGUUAUAAUUAUUUUAAGGGAUUGUUCUAAUAAAGUUUUGCAGCAUCAAA
Molecule: messenger RNA, 19256 nt
Organism: Diabrotica virgifera virgifera (western corn rootworm)
Lineage: Eukaryota; Metazoa; Arthropoda; Insecta; Coleoptera; Chrysomelidae
Exons: 3
Coding region: 25-969 (314 amino acids)
Source: RefSeq, a predicted model, not a curated record